Plectropomus leopardus (leopard coralgrouper) is the source of this 1263-nucleotide messenger RNA. NCBI's taxonomy places the organism in Eukaryota, Metazoa, Chordata, Actinopteri, Perciformes, Serranidae. The record is from RefSeq and is a predicted model, not a curated record.
CUGCGAAAAAUACUGUGAGUGCUGGAUUACUUGGCGUUUUUGAACAGGUCUUAUGAUCUCUCAUUGGAAAUCAUAAGUAGUACAAGCUGAGGACGCCGUUUUGUCACGAUGGGAGACAAAGGAUUUUCAGCGCUUCGCCCGAUCGUCUGCUUUUCUCUCUUCUUUGUAACACUGCGCCUCGUUCAUGGAGACCUGAGUUAUUCUGUCCCAGAGGAGAUGAAACGCAAUUCUGUCAUUGGAAAUAUCGCCAAAGAUCUCGGUCUUGGUCUAGGAACAUUGUCUUCCCGAAAGGCCCGCGUUGAUUUUGAGGGGACUCGUAAGCGGUACUGUGAUAUUAAUCUGAAUACUGGAGAUUUGAUCACAUCGGAGAGAAUGGACAGAGAAAGCCUUUGUGGCAAGAAACCCUCGUGCGUUGUGAAAGUAGAUCUGGUGUUAGAAAACCCUCUGGAGCUUCAUCGUGUAACUCUUCAUGUUCAAGAUGUAAACGAUAACUCUCCCCAAUUCAAUGAAAAUUUGAUUGAAAUGGAAAUACGCGAGUCAGCCGACAAGGGUAACCGCUUCUCUAUCGAGGAGGCCCAUGACGCAGAUAUAGGUCAAAAUGCUGUUCAAAGGUACAGCCUACAAAAGAAUGACAACUUUAUUCUCGCUGUUGACAGUAACAAGGUUGAACUCGUGCUAGAGAAUACACUUGACCGAGAAAAGCAAAAAGAGAUUAAUUUGCUUCUCACAGCUUUAGAUGGUGGCUCUCCUCAGAGAUCAGGUACUGUAGUCAUACACGUCACUGUGCUGGAUGCUAAUGAUAACGCCCCAGUGUUUAGCCAGGCCGUUUAUAAAGCCAGUCUGCCUGAAAACUCUCCUCCAGAUACCAAAGUGAUUACUGUUAGUGCUACUGACGCAGAUGAAGGAGUGAAUGGAGAUGUAACAUAUGAUUUAAGCCACGUGUCUGACGACGAUAUAAAUGUGUUUUCUAUUAAUCGUAAAACUGGAGAAAUUGGAGUAACUGGUGUGAUUGAUUUUGAAGAAAGCAGUUCUUUUGAAAUGAGAGUAAAAGCCAAAGAUGGUUUAGGACUAACCUCGUAUGCUAAAGUCAUAAUAGAUGUUACUGAUAUGAAUGAUAAUGCUCCAGUUAUAUAUCUGAAAUCACUGUUCAAUCCCAUACCUGAGAAUGUGUCACCUGGUACAGAGGUGGGCAUCAUUAACGUGCAGGAUAGAGACUCUGAGAAUAACAGACAGGUCCGCUGCUCCAUUCAGCAAAACGUCCCU